Messenger RNA from Naegleria gruberi, 1962 nucleotides. RefSeq lists its product as uncharacterized. Lineage: Eukaryota; Heterolobosea; Eutetramitea; Acrasida; Naegleriidae. The transcript has a single exon. The coding region runs from base 1 to 1236 and encodes 411 amino acids. Gene Ontology annotation, molecular function: protein binding. The record is from RefSeq and is a predicted model, not a curated record.
AUGAAUCGAGAUGUGUUGGGAGAGAUUUUCAAGUUUUUGGAUUUUUCGAAUGUGAUUCCAGUUGCAUUGGUUUGUAGGGAGUGGUCGGAAGUGAUGCAUUCUGAAAAUUUGUGGAAAGUUUAUUUCAACUCGUUUUGUUAUUCGAAAGACCAAUUAUUAUUGGAAAGUCAAUGUAAAGAUAUUAAAAAUUAUUGGAAGAAUCAAAUCAUGGAACGAUGUAGUGCAUUCUGCUGUAAAUUGCCGGCAAGAAGAUUUAUCGGAUCACAAAAACUAAACCUUUCUCUUUCGCAUUCGUAUUUUCCUUCAUCAGAUUCGAAUUAUUUUAGUUGCUUUUUCAAAGUACUUUGUUCAAGGAUAGAGAUAGAAUCUGCCAAGUUAAUUUCUCUAAGUGGCGAAGAAGGAUUGUCAGUUCCAUUCCUUUCGGAAAGUUUUAAUUUUUCACAAACACUAAACUUUAAGAUUCGUCUAAAAAUUGAAGGAUUAUCCGAAUUGCUCAUAGCAAGAGUGUAUAAUGUUCCUAAAUAUUCGAAAGGCUCAAUAUCAAGAAAUUAUUUCAUGUACUUUGCAUUGGAAUCGGAUGAUUUAUCAAAUUUACAAUAUUUAACACCACCAAUGGUAAAACUCAAUCAGGUAAAAUCACUGAAAAGAUCAUUCCUAUUCGAAUUUAUUAAGAAGGACAGGUUUGGAUCAAUAACUGGUCAGGAAUAUCUCAUUGAAAGAAUUCUUUCACAAAUAUUUCCACCACACUUGUUGAAAAGUGAAAUUGAGAAACAGGAAAUGGCAUCCAUGUGGUGUCUUAUCAUUGGUAGAAUUCUCUCCUUAUUGGAUGCAAGUAGGUUGACAGAUCAUAAAGAGGUUUGGAAGUUUAUUCCAUUCACAAAAUCAAAACAGAAUGAGGAAUCACUUGUGUAUGCAUUCAGGAGGGGAAUUUAUAGAGAAAGAGCAAAAAUAAUAGCUCAUCGAGUGCUACCAAAUGAUAAAUAUGUGAAAUUUAUGAAGGGGAGAGAGUCUGACUCGUUUGCUUCAUUCGAAGAGUUGAAAAUGCAAAAAGUAGAAAUAAUUUCAAUGGAGCAUAGAAAAGUGGUAAUGGCCAAAUCUCUGGAUUAUUCAAACUCGGGAGCUCUAGGAAAUGUGUCCAUCAACAAGGAAAUAUUGAAACAAAUCAAACUGAUGGCACUUUCUGAUGAAUUUAUGAAAUAUUAUUUGGACUAUAAAUUCUCUAGGAUUAAGGAAUAGCUAAUAUGAUGAGAGUAAUUAUUAUUAAUGGAUUAUUGGACAAGAAAUGUAAAAUAUUCAGAUACAAGGGAGAAUUGAAUUUUAUUUACAACAUUUGGAUCGAACAAGCUUUACAAUACUAUAGAUGGAUAUGGCAAGCAAAUACAAUGACAAUCCAAUGUAUAAUGGUGCCAAAACGAGAGAAUAUCUCAGUGUAAUCAAGGUAUCCAAACGAAGGGAGAGAAGAAUUAGGAAGGUUGUAAAUGGGGAAAGCAACAAGAAUACAAUUGGAAUGGGAGUAAGAACAGCCAAAACGGUCGUCUUUUUGGCAUGAAAACCAUUGUAAAAUAUUUUUGCUGCAUAAUAGGGAAGGAUUGAAAUAUUGAAAUGUAUCAAUAAUAAACAGACAUAAGCUGGUGUCAAUACUUCAGACCAUUUCACAUGUUCUGUAAAUGACAUUUCAUCCAGCUUUAAACUCGCUAGCACUAGUGACGUGCCUGAAGAAAGGUAAAUUAAAUUCACAUUCAUUACUAAAAGCAUGAUUGUUAAAAGUUGUGAUAUUGUUCUCUUAAAGGGUGAUUUGAGUGUCCACAAUCUAACACCUCUAUAGGUGAAAUCAACACAAGCAAAGAGUUGGAAAAUAUAUACAGGAAUUAGGAGGUAUCUCCAAACAAGUUGAUCUUUAAAGAUCAAAAAUCUUAAUCCAAUAACCAAAACCAAGACAGAGAACCAUAUUAAUUGGGAUGG